CUUGGCAGUCUCUCGUCGCGACUCGCGGAGAUCGAACGCAGUUCGAGUGACAUCGAAACCUCGAGCGGAUCUGCGAGCGGAAAUAGAUCGUUUUCGUGCUGUCGCGAGAUAACGACGAUCGAUUCGAACAGCUUGCUCCAGUGAGUUACAGCGUGACUGUCGCGGAAUCUUUCUUUCGCUGUCUUCGACGCAUUCGCUUGCGUAAUCGAGAUUGUACUGAAUUUACUCGGCAACGAGGAUCGGAAAAUUUUUCAUUCGGAUAUGAAAAUAGUGGUAGUGUGACCUUGCUUCAUAUAAGAGUUACUGGAGAAAAUUGAUUGGAAGCUCGUUGUGCAGCUGGGAUUAUCGAUUCCUUAUCGCUGUUUAACAAUAUAUCGAUAAUAUCGUUAAGAUAUUGUCAAAUAUGUAGGGUACUCAGUGAACUCUAAUUUCAUCGUUGGAUAUUCAUAUUUAUUGUUCAACAUUUAUAUACAUAUUACGUUUUCGACAGAAUUUGUCAUCUAUUAAGACGGUUUCAUAGAAUGGUAUUUUUCGGGAUUUGGAGGUUUGAUGAAUUUGUAAGUGCAGUAUAGGAAUUUGAUUUUGUAUCUGAAAUAUUUCUGAUUUUGAGAAGUGAAGAAUUUAGGUAUACUUUAGUUUGGUAAAUUAGGAUCAAUGUUUAUUAAUAGUGAAAUAUUAAGUAGUCUUUCUCUUGGUCUCUCCUCUAAUUCAUCUUCAAUCCUCCAAUAAGAAAAUCUCAGAUAGACUUCAAAUUCUCUUGGAUCCUAAAUUCUCGUACACAAGUCUCGUUCUCUUAAGAAAUAUUGCCAAAUAUGGUCAACAUGGUCCUCCAAUUUGGACAUCUCAAAAUUUAUUGAAAAUUUGAAAGCAUCCACAAAAAUCGAACAUCAAAAAUUGUGAAUUUAUUGCGUUUACAUCCAAAGAGACCUACGUUGCACCCAAGUGAACAUGAACAUGUGAAAAGUGAACAGAGAAAAUGAUGAAUGAAAUUGGUGACUUAUGGAGGCCGAGAGGAUAAACGUUGUUUAUAGUGGAAGCGAUUAUUUCGAAAGAGUGUGGGUAACACGUGAAGCGAGCUCGAGCCAGCAUUUUCGAUCGUGAUCGUUGCGCAAGAAACGCAGGCUGGCGAACGCUUCCGCGUGGUCGCGAUCGUGUCCGCAUAGAAAUGCAAUCGACAACCGACAGGCGUCUCGAAGCCGGCUAGAACACAGGAGCCACGUGCAUUCCAUGACGACCUCGAUGAUCAUGGUGGCGGUGAUACGUGACUUCCCCGGCCGGAAGCGGACGUUUCGAUUUCCUUCGCGAGACAUCGCCGCGUGAUGCGCGCAACCCAAAAUUGGUUGAUCGAAAAUAAUAACUCGCCUUAUCGGACCCCUCCCUCUACUGCCGCCAAUAUUAUCGACCGAUAACGCCGCCUCUGAUAAAGUUUAAGUGUUUCCACGUAGCUCCGCUCUUUCACUUCUCGGAAUGUUGUUGUUUUUUAGACAGAAUUCUUUUGACUGAUCUUUCUGUAGGUAUAUUUAUUGGGGAGUGAUGGAGUAUUUGUCUAAAUCUCGAACCUUUUUACUGAUCUUAGUGAAACCUGAUUACUGAUCGUGGACCAUAUGUGUUCGUAUGUGAAGACAUUCGUGAUGUCACAGGUGAAUCAUCUCGUGAGCCAAUCUUUUGAAGCACGAACAUAAUAGAAAUAUUUUUGACAGCUCAGUUGGAAACCUUCAAGAGUUUCGACUCGGAAUUCGAAUAGAAUUAUUACAGAGUUGAAAGGCAUCUUUCUACACUUUGAGAUCGUUAGCACUUUCUCCUCUGGAAGGAUUUUCUCUGUCCAGCAUAAGCUUACCCACGGUUUAUCCUUCCAAAACUUUGAACCAUUUUCGAACGGUCUUUCGUAGAACGUCGGAAACAAACGGUGAAACGUUUAUGCGACCCGACAGAAUUCCUUUGCGAGGAAAACAUACUCCGUGUUUGAACAGCUGUUAGGAGGGUGGUUAUGUUGCCGAAGACCGUAGAUAACGAUUCUCGCAAUCUGUCGAACGGUAACAAAGCUGUUUGUGUUGGUCCUUUCGCAAAAUUCUUAUCGUGCAUCAGUUUUAAGUGCAUUUGUGGGUUUUUCUUGGUAGUUCUCUUUUGUCGUAAACCUUGACCAUUUUAACGCGGGUUGCCACGUGAAAAGAAAGUUUCAAGAAGCCACGUAUAUUAGUACCUCUACCUAUAAUGCACAUUUUGUGUCAUUUCGAUGAUAGCAAUUUAGACAUUUCCUCAAUCUGUUCGAUACAGAUAUUAUUCAGCAAUCACAUUGCAAAGUAAUACGUCUCGACUGUUCCUUUUUCGCGUGUACAUUGUAGUAUCUGGGAUUUCGUUUGCACAGAUAAUGUAAAUGUUACUGACUCAGCGAUAUUUUGAAUGUUACAUAACAUUUAAAUAAAACGAGUGUCAGACAGCGAAAGAUAGAUUCAUUUACGAAGUCAAUUUAUAAAAUAUUCACGAAUGUUAAUACAAAAAUUACAGUGCCCAAUGAUUUUGUGAUAUUGAGUCUCAUUUGGAUAUUUGGAGUCAGAAAGCAGUGUUAUCGAUCGGUCAUCGAUCAAAUUGUUACCCGUGAUUGGUGUGAAUCGAUAAAGAUUUAUGAAUGAGCGUCGACAGAGGUCUGAACAUGCUGCACAAGCAUGGAAGCAACAAAACGAAGAGUAGCAUGCUACACAGAGGCAGGGACGCCUUUCUGAAAUCCAUGUCCGAGUUCCCAGUGGAGGGAGGGGACAACGGUGACAUGCACACUGUCAUGGAGAACUUCCAGAAGAAAAACAAUCUGGUGACAGGCAGGAGCCAUGUCAGCCACCACCCUCAGGUCACUUCCUCGUCACAGAUGCUGACGACGAACCAGAGCCAGAGCAGCAGUAGCUCGAGCAGGGUAGCCAAAUCCUCACAGAGGAUUCUUACCUCGUCCUCGUCGAGUGAGAUGAAAGCUAGCUCCAUGAAGAGCGACCUAAGGGAACUUCAACGUGGCAUUUCUGAAAUGAAGAAUAACAUAUCGACUAACUUCUCGCAACGAUUACGCAGCAGUAUGGAGAACCUCGUAGACAGGGACGGAAACGGAGCCGAGGAAGGCGAUUUGACGGAGCCGUUGGUGACGUUUCCAGAUCCAGACACGCCGCCCCCUGUCACGGGAGCUGUCACACUGCCGGGUGGAUCACCCUCGCAGCUCACCACAUUGAAUUCGCUCAACAAUCUUCACAACAUGAGCCCACCGAUCAGUAUGUCGAACAUUUCGAACAUGACGAAUUUACCUGCUGGACAGGAGACGAUGAAGUUCGAGCAGAAGAAAAUGACCAGCGCCUCCAAAACGAAGGUUGUCACAGACGGUUUCAGCGCCGAAAAGGCGACUGCAAAUAGCGCCGAGAUGAGAGCUUUACAAGCUGGUGACGUAUCCUACAAGGAACAGAGCGCCGCGACGGCGGCCAGGGCACGCGUCGAACUUGAUGGCGUCUCGGCUGAGAAGAGCGUCGCCGCGGCAAGGGAACAGAGAAGCUUGAAAGCUGGCGACUUGUCGCACCAAGAAAGCAACAACAUGGCAGCAUCCACGAUGAAGCUGCAAAGUGACUCCUUCAGCUCAGAAAAGAAAGCCAUGGCGGCACAGCAGCAAAGACAAACGGUCACCUCGACCGGCAUCUUCAACCAAGAGAAGCACAUGUUGACCACCAGCUCGCAGUCGAGCAUCACGAUAGCCUCAAACGGAGUGGCCUCAAAGUCCUCGAUGAUCAGCGCAGCGAAUGCAGUGAAUCAGUUAAUGAACGGCAUGAGGCCAGCCGAAGACGAGCUACUCGCUUUACCCUUGGACGAUCUCGAUCUCCUCUGUUCAAAGUCGAAUCCUCAGGACGUCGAUCGCGCCAUCGCCAAGUACUCCAACUUCUUGGACAGCUUCGUGGAGCGUCUGAAGGCGAACGACGGGAAGAACGGCAAGGCUCCGUUGCUUCUGAACAGAGUGAACGAGAUAAUCAGAAAAGCCUGGGCUGUACCGACUCAUGGACACGAGUUGGGUUACACCUUGUGCAAUACCUUGAGGACGAGAGGAGGCCUUGAUCUCCUCAUGUCUAAUUGUGUGGCCAGCGACCAGGAUCUGCAGUUCUCCUCGGCCAGGUUGCUGGAACAAUGUCUGACCACCGAGAACAGAGCGCACGUGGUGGAACACGGGCUCGAGAAAGUGGUGAACGUUGCGUGCGUCUGUACGAAGAACGCCAACUCGGUGGACCACUCCAGAGUGGGCACCGGUAUCUUGGAACACCUGUUCAAGCACAGCGAAGGGACCUGCAGCGACGUGAUCAGGCUAGGUGGUCUGGACGCCGUGCUGUUCGAGUGCAGGAAGAACGACGUCGAGACGUUGAGACACUGUGCAGGUGCUUUGGCUAAUUUAUCCUUGUACGGUGGUGCGGAGAACCAGGAGGCCAUGAUCAAGAGAAAAGUGCCCAUGUGGCUGUUCCCUCUGGCGUUCCACAACGACGACAAUAUCAAAUACUAUGCCUGCCUGGCCAUCGCUGUACUGGUAGCCAACAAAGAAAUAGAAGCCGCGGUGCUGAAAUCGGGCACCUUAGACCUGGUCGAGCCAUUUGUCACCUCGCACAAUCCUUACGAGUUCGCUAAAUCCAACCUGGCACACGCUCACGGUCAAAGCAAGAACUGGCUGGAGAGGCUGGUACCCGUGUUGAGCUCGAAGCGAGAGGAAGCCAGGAACCUGGCCGCCUUCCACUUCUGCAUGGAAGCGGGUAUUAAAAAGCAACAGGGUAACACGGAAAUAUUCCGCGCCAUUGGAGCGAUUGAACCUCUGAAGAAAGUCGCCAGUUGUCCCAACGCCAUCGCCUCCAAGUACGCGGCACAAGCUCUGCGGCUGAUCGGUGAGGAGAUCCCGCACAAACUCAGUCAGCAAGUUCCUCUCUGGUCGACGGAGGAUGUCCGGGAAUGGGUGAAGCAAAUCGGGUUCGCGGAAUGCGCGCAGAACUUCGUGGAGAGCAGGGUGGAUGGUGAUCUCCUGCUGCAACUGACCGAGGAGAAUCUCAAGGAAGAUAUAGGACUCACGAACGGUAUCAGAAGGAGACGGUUCACCAGAGAGUUACAGAACCUGAAGAAAAUGGCAGACUACAGCAGUCGAGACACGGGUAACCUGAACAGCUUCCUGCAGUCGAUUGGUCAGGAGUUCUCCAUCUACACGUACAGUAUGCUCAACGCUGGCGUUGACAAGGACUCGAUCAGAAAUCUGUCGGAAGAUCAGCUUCAGACAGAGUGCGGGAUCACAAACAGUAUUCACCGGUUAAGGAUACUGGACGCCAUCAAGAACAUGCAACACAAUCAGUUGGGCUCGUGCGAAGACGAGUCGCCCGACAAAUCCUUGGAUGUGUUCGUUAGUUAUAGGAGAUCGAACGGAUCUCAAUUGGCCAGUUUAUUGAAGGUCCAUUUGCAAUUACGUGGUUUCUCUGUGUUCAUCGACGUCGAGAGGCUAGAAGCUGGGAAAUUUGACAAUAACCUACUGCAGAGCAUCAGACAAGCGAAACACUUCCUCCUUGUGCUCACGCCCAAGGCUUUGGAAAGGUGUAUACAAGACACUGAGUGCAAGGACUGGGUUCAUAGGGAGAUUGUAGCAGCUCUACAGUCGCAGUGUAACAUAAUACCCAUUAUAGACAACUUCCAGUGGCCAGAGCCUGAAGAACUCCCUGAAGACAUGCGAGCAGUAUGUCAUUUCAACGGUGUACGGUGGAUCCAUGACUACCAGGACGCAUGCGUAGACAAGCUUGAAAGGUUUAUGCGAGGCGAGAUACCAGUCAGAUCAGAUAUUCCAAGGAGUAUCGCGCCCAAAGAUGUGACCCAACCGAACACGCCGGGUAACACAAACAUUCGACAACCACCCAAUUACCAACGUAUGCACAGUAACGAAAGUAGGGGUAGCGACAAGGAUUCAACAGGUGGGCGAGAUUGACUAGAAGGCCCGCCCACAGCCAUACCGAGCAGGCUUAGAAAAUCGUCGAGUCCGUCCCGUUGGUUAAUGGGUUUACCGCCUACGUCUCCGCGAUUGAAGUUCACCCACACGCACCUUGGAGGAAGUCCAGUGCCUCGAAGACCUCCUCGUCACCCUCCUUCCCCGUCCGCUAGAUCUCGUUCG
This is a messenger RNA of Megachile rotundata (alfalfa leafcutting bee), 6142 nucleotides long. It is a transcript of the gene Sarm, whose product is annotated as sterile alpha and armadillo motif. Gene Ontology annotation, cellular component: dendrite. NCBI's taxonomy places the organism in Eukaryota, Metazoa, Arthropoda, Insecta, Hymenoptera, Megachilidae. The record is from RefSeq and is a predicted model, not a curated record. Gene Ontology annotation, molecular function: signaling adaptor activity; NAD+ nucleosidase activity; protein binding. Gene Ontology annotation, biological process: signal transduction; response to axon injury; negative regulation of MyD88-independent toll-like receptor signaling pathway.